GCUUUACAACGUCGCAAUGGCUGCAGGCACAGUAAUAGCUGAAGAGCUCCUGAAGAGACCAUUAUACGUGUAUGAUCUCCCGCCGCAGAUCCUCUCAACCUUAAGCGCCAAAAACCAGAACCAAGCCGUCGCCGUACAAAGUGACACCGAAGAAGACGCCCAAGACGCGAACGAAACAGCAGAACAAGAACACGCUGUCGCGACAGCCUCGUCAUGCGCCCUUUGCAAGAUAUCAUUCUCCAACGUGCAGGAACAACGAGACCACGUCCGAUCCGAUCACCACCGGUAUAACCUCAAGGCGCAACUACGCGGGACCCCGACUUAUGAUGAGUCACAAUUCACCAAGGCGGUCGGGGAGUUAGACGAAUCUAUAUCUGGAUCUGAGUUGUCGUCGGAAGAGGACGAGGGAGAUGCGUCGCAGCCGACACUCACUGCUCUGCUGAAAAAGCAAGCUAAGAUAUCCCAAGCGAAUGAUGAGGAGGAAGUAUCGUCGAAAAAGCAAAAUGUUGGGAAGCAUCCUUUGUUGUGGUUUUCGAGCUCCGCUUUGCCUUCGAACACGUCGCUGGGUAUCUACAGAGCUCUGUUCAGUGACGUUGAGCAAGACGAACCCGCAUACCUCGCCGAUUCGCUACGGACAAAGCAGUUGGACCCAAUCAGACCACAGCGCAAUAACGGACCUGCUGUAAAAGCCCCCACUACUCAGUCGAAACCCAGUCCUCAUAUCUUCAUGUGCAUGAUCGGUGGUGGUCAUUGUGCGGCGAUGCUGGUUUCUUUAGCACCAGAAAUUCAUCGCAGACAGGGUGGCGUAGAAGACAGACAAGCGCGCGUGAUUGCGCACAAGUCGUUCCAUCGUUAUACCACGCGACGGAAGCAAGGUGGGUCGCAAUCUGCUAGCGACGCUUCAAGAGGCGCCGCGCAUUCGGCAGGAUCCAGCUUGCGGCGUUAUAAUGAGGCUGCGCUUGAGAAGGAGGUUAGGGAACUAUUCAGAGACUGGAAACAGAUGAUAGACGACGCCCAGUUUCUGUUCAUUCGGGCCACGGGAAGUACGAAUCGGAGGAUCCUGUUUGGGCAGUACGAAGGUCAAUUCUUGAAACAUAACGACCCAAGAAUAAGAGGCUUUCCAUUUAGUACUCGCAGAGCUACCCAGGCCGAGCUUCUGCGAUGCUUCAAGGAACUAACUCGUGUCAAAGUGAGCCAGGUUGACGAAGCGGCACUCGCUGCUGCUGAGACCAAACAGCACCAGGAAGAGGCAGCGAAACAGCAAGCAACACGUCAACAGCAACCAGAAAAACCGAAGAUAUCUAAGGAGGAUGAAGAAGCCCUUCUUCACACGACACAGAUUCAAGCGUUCAUCCGUCGCUCGAAAAUCCCAGCUCUAAUGUCCUACAUUUCCAACAAUUCUAUACCCCCAUCAUUCGCCUUCAAGCCGUCGGACUCACAACAAAACUUCAGGUGUCCUACGUCACUUCAUCUCGCAGCAAACCUCAGCUCACACUCUGUUGUCCUGGCACUUCUUACGAAAGCCAAUGCAGACCCAACAGCCGCGAAUGGCGAAGGGAAAACACCGUUCGAACUUGCAGGAGACCGCGCCACUCGUGACGCUUUCCGUAUCGCGCGUCACGAACUAGGAGAAUCCAAGUGGAAUUGGGAUACUGCCAAGGUUCCCUCAGCGAUCUCCAAAUCCGACGCAGACAGCCGAGCAGAACGAGAGCGCAAGUCCGCUGAAGAGGAAGAAUCGAACAGACGCAAAGCAGAGUUGGACCGUUUAAAAAAGGAGGAAGCAGAGAGGGUGGCACAGACAGAGCAACGGAAGAAUGCUGGUGGUCGGACGUUGGGAGCAUUGGAGAAGACACCUGCUGAGAAACGGGAAGAGGAGAUGCGGGGAAUGACACCGGAGAUGAGGAUGAGAUUGGAAAGAGAGCGUCGCGCGAGAGCAGCUGAGGAGCGGUUUCGAAGGAUGCAAGGGAACUAAGGUUGCUGCAGUGUAGAUGUCUUUAGUUGCUUUAUGAUAUGUUGAUGCACUGAUGAUCAUGCCUCAUGAAAAUUUCUAGAACUUGAGUGAUAGAGUGUAUAUAAUACUUCUGGGUGUUAUAUGGCGGACUCGCUUUAGCAUCAAUUAGGGUCCCGUGAUCACUUGAAUCAGACGAGUUAGUCGUAGCGCGACAAACCUAACGCGUAACAAC
Aspergillus glaucus CBS 516.65 is the source of this 2183-nucleotide messenger RNA. RefSeq names its product putative C2H2 finger and ankyrin domain protein. NCBI's taxonomy places the organism in Eukaryota, Fungi, Ascomycota, Eurotiomycetes, Eurotiales, Aspergillaceae. The coding region runs from base 17 to 1972 and encodes 651 amino acids. The record is from RefSeq and is a predicted model, not a curated record. The transcript has 2 exons.